Messenger RNA from Guyanagaster necrorhizus, 2674 nucleotides. RefSeq lists its product as uncharacterized. The transcript is spliced from 14 exons. Bases 26 to 2563 code for a protein of 845 amino acids. NCBI's taxonomy places the organism in Eukaryota, Fungi, Basidiomycota, Agaricomycetes, Agaricales, Physalacriaceae. Gene Ontology annotation, biological process: proteolysis. Gene Ontology annotation, molecular function: metalloexopeptidase activity. The record is from RefSeq and is a predicted model, not a curated record.
CCUAGGCCUCUCUCUCACACCCAACAUGUCGAAUCGACAGCUGGGCCCUCUCCGGUCACUGCUGUAUCUCGCGCCAGUUCUCAUUCUGUGUCCAAUUAUUGGCUAUCGGCAUCACACUACACUACCGGAACCUGUAACAGAGCUGAUAAACAACCAGACCAACCUACCGCAAAUCUGUGAAGCCAAUAUUCUAGAGUACUCUAGGGUAUUAUCGGAGGAUAUUGGUUAUCGAACCGUUGGAACUGCAGAACACGCAAAGGCCGACCUAUGGAUGCACCAGACGAUCAAAGAUAUUAAGAACGAGUGUGACCGCAUUGUGAAGGAAAGUGGCCAUAGAAAGCUGGAAUGCGAAAUAUGGAGACAAGAAGGGAGCGGCAGCCACAGGUUCGACAUAAUGAAUACGCGGCUUUACAAAACCUAUGUUUCCCUCAGCAACUUCAUUGUUCGCGUUUCUGAUGGUACCGAUGAGGGCAAGAAACAUGCCGUGCUUGUUAAUUCCCAUCUCGACAGUCAACUACCUGGUCCUGGGGCUGCCGAUGAUGCCAUUUCUGUGGGAAUCAUGCUAGAUGCUAUCAGAGUGCUUUUAGGAACUCCUGAUUGGAGUCCAAAACAUUCAAUAAUCUUUUUGUUCAAUCACGCUGAGGAAUCCCUUCAAGAUGGUUCACACAUGUUUUCAACUCAGCAUACGAUUGCUUCGUCUGUACGCGCCGUAAUCAAUCUCGAAGCCGCCGGAACUACGGGACGCGAAAUCCUUUUCCAGGCUACUUCGAAGGAGAUGAUUGAAGCAUAUUCCCAUGUCCCAAGACCCUUUGGCACCAUCUUCGCGAGUGAUAUCUUCGGGAGUGGGAUAAUCAUGUCAGACACCGAUUUCCGACAGUUCCAAGAUUAUCUUAACGUCACUGGUCUAGACAUGGCGAUCGUAGGUAAUUCAUACCUAUACCACAUGCGCAAAGACCUUGUGGAAAACAUCGAGCCGGGCGUCGGUCAACACAUGGGUGAAAAUACUCUGGCCUUAUUGUUACACCUGUCGGGUCAUGCAAGUCCUCUUCCUCAUUUGACAGAAGGCUAUAGCAAGCCUGAAAUGGUGUAUUUCAGCCACGUGGUACCGUAUUUCUUCAUAUACUCGUUUAGGACGGCCAAGAUCAUCUACGCUGUAUUCCUGAUUGUGACGGUGGCACUGAUACGCUUCCGAAAUCCUGUCCCUGCAAAGACCUUGGCCUUGAGCAUUUUGGCAACGGGUUUUGCCUUUGUGGGUGCGCUGGUGGGUGCAAAUGCUGUAGCACUUGUCAUGACCCAUGUAUUGGGCAAAAGCAUGAGCUGGUUCAAAGACGAGCUAUCAACGAUUGUACUUUACGGACCAGCUGCAAUUCUCGGCACUCUUGUCUCGCAGCUGCUGUUCCCUCCCCUGCCAGAGACUGCUGUAUACUCUUCCGUGUUGUUCGUUCAAGCGGUAGCUGCAUUCGGUCUGCAACUUUUGGGCUUGGGUUCGGCGUCCCUGUUCUUUAUCACGGCCCUUCCCUUGGUCGUUGCCUACGCUCUUAAUCCGUUAUUCAUCAGUUUCACUGGGGAGAAGGGAAUCUCCACAUUGACAUAUGCCUUCGGCUCAUUUAUACCUCUCAUCACAGGCACUCUCGUCAUAGUGCCGACCAUAGAAGUCUUCGUCCCGCUGACAGGCCGCAUGUCUGCGUCGGCUCCAGCGGACCAUCUCAUCGCAACCAUCGUCACCGUCGUUGGCUCGGUUGCAUUUCCUCUCCUUGCACCGUUCUCUCACCGAUUCGGCCAAGGUUAUCUGAAGCAGUUUGUAGUAGUCCUGCUGGUUGUGAACGUGGCGUUGAUCGCCGUAUUCGCUCAGAGAGAUGUGUACGAUGACAUGCAUCAAAGGAGAGUAUUUGUUCUACGAGUGGAAAACGUAACUACCCAUGAACAUCAUCUGCAUCUGGCCGCGUCAGAUGGCGCGCCUGGUUUCCCCGACCUUGUCCAUGCUGUUGCUGGUGAUUUCGGAGCGCCGGGCGCGAUCGCACAAAGUGUUGUAAUGGACUAUUACAACGGGGAUUGGGACCCGCUGUAUCCUUUUUCCGCCUUUCUCACACCAUUCAAAGUUGCCCUUCCCCCUACCACGCAAGGUUUCCUGGAUAGUGGCGGUGAGUUCGAGGUCAAGGCUGUAAGCGACGCAAGAGAUCUUGUCGCUGGUACCAGGAAGGUUACAUUGAGAAUCUAUCAUCCGGGACUCAUUUGGACCGUCAUUGCAUUUGAUGCGCAUGUUCUCGAAUGGAAUUUGGACGACAAUCCUCCGGAUAAGCACACAAGGCAUCACAUCAAGGAGGCCUCAUUCUACGGACAAGAUACAUGGGAAGUGGCGAUGGUGAUCAAGGAUGCUCCAAUACAGGUGAAUUAUAUAGGGCUGUUGGAGAAAGCGAUGUGGCCUGGCAAGCGAGCAACAAAGGGGGAAGGCGGGGCGUCGAUGGAGCUUUUUGAGCAACUAGACACAUGGCUGGACAAAAAGACCGGCGGUAAGGUCGAUGCGACGCUAAUAGGUGGUGUGGCUGGGGUGGUGACACUCUGACCUUUGGAAUGUAUGGUCAGAUAGAGUACGUGGAAGGGAUUGUAGAAACAUGUUCAUCCCUUGUAUAAUCAAAUAAUCAUGCUAUGGCGUUACUUAGAGUGCAGACGGCGG